Thermothielavioides terrestris NRRL 8126 is the source of this 2411-nucleotide messenger RNA. RefSeq lists its product as uncharacterized. The record is from RefSeq and is a predicted model, not a curated record. NCBI's taxonomy places the organism in Eukaryota, Fungi, Ascomycota, Sordariomycetes, Sordariales, Chaetomiaceae. The transcript has a single exon. Gene Ontology annotation, cellular component: nucleolus; 90S preribosome. Gene Ontology annotation, biological process: endonucleolytic cleavage in ITS1 to separate SSU-rRNA from 5.8S rRNA and LSU-rRNA from tricistronic rRNA transcript (SSU-rRNA, 5.8S rRNA, LSU-rRNA). The coding region runs from base 163 to 2283 and encodes 706 amino acids.
UUCCAGGUUCUUUCAAGAAGCCACUGCCGCCCCACUAAAAAGUUCAAAAUCGCCGAAAGUUGAACCCUCUCUCUCCAGGAAACAUCUGCCACUUUCAGAAAUUUUUGCCGUUCCUACGAUUCGUCUCCGGCAUUAGACGUCGGGGACUUGUAAUCCUUCGUCAUGGCGCCCGCCUCCGCAAGUGGCGCCACAAGCGACCCCAACGAGGACCGAAUUGUGCCCAAGAAGGUUGCGCUGUUCGACGACUCCGGGUCCAGCAGCGAGGACGACCAGGAAGACGGCGGCGCCGCUCUUGGUCCUUCGGUCGAGCUCAAGAUCAACGAGGAGUAUGCCCGCAGAUUCGAACACAACAAGAAGCGGGAGGAGCUCCACAGGCUGCAGGAGAAGUACAAAUCGACCGGGGGUGCGGAUGAGGCGUCCGAGUCGUCGUCUGAGGACGAGACCGAGGAUGAUGAGGCCGUGCUGGUCACCGAGGAAGUGGACGCCGAGAUUUCGGCCGUGCUGCAGGCCAUUAAGAACAAGGACCCCAGGAUAUACGACAAAAAUGCCGUUUUCUACAAACCCUUCGACCCUAACGCCGAGCCGCCAAAGAAGAAGGAGGACAAACCCAUGUUCCUGCGCGACUACCACCGGGAGCGCUAUUUGAGCGGCGAUGUUGGUGCCGAUGAUGACAGUACUGCUGCCGCCAACGUUCCCAAAACGUAUGCACAGGAGCAGGAUGACAUCAAAAAGUCCAUCAUCUCUGAGAUCAACGCCGCCGCUGCCGCUGCCGCCGACGACGAGGAGGCGUGGAGUGACGAUGACGCUUUCAUCAAGCCGGUCAAGAAAGACGACGGCCCAGCCAAUGAUGGCACGCACCCCUCGCGGGCAGCGAACAUCAAACUCACGGAGCUCGACGUCGCCAAUGCCGACAAGAACCCGGAGGAGUUCCUGUCCAAGUUCAUGGCGUCCAAGGCUUGGGUGCCGGAGGACGGGGGCUCCAAGUGGCAGGCAUUCGAGUCCGACGACGGCGAGGACGCCGGUGACCUAGCUGACGAGUUCGAACAUGCUUACAAUAUGCGGUUCGAGGACCCUGCCAAGAGCAAUGAGUUCUUGCAAACCUACUCGAGGAACAUGGCAGCGGCCCGCUCUGCCAGGAAGGAAGAGCUGACGGGCAGGAAGAAGCGGAGAGCGCUCGAGAAGGAGCGGAAGGAAGCUGAGAAAAAGGAGCGCGAGGCGGAGCGGGCCCGUCUGCGCCGCCUGAAGAUCGAGGAGGCUUCGGAGAAGCUGGCUAAGAUCAAGAAGGCAGCCGGCAUGAGUGGCAAACAUCUGGAAGAGAGCGAAUGGCUGAAGUUCCUGGAAGACGCCUGGGAGAACGACAAGUGGGAGGAAGAGAUGAAGAAGCGGUUUGGCGAGGAGUACUACGCCGAGCCAGACGAGUCUCUCGACGGGGACGAGACCAGCGACGAAGACGCUGCGGACGCCAAGAAAAAGAAGAAAAAGAAGAAGCCAAAGAAGCCCAAAUGGGACGACGACAUCGACAUCAACGACAUUGUCCCCGACUUCGACGAGUCCAAGCCCAACAUCACUCUCACCGACGAUGACGACGAAGCCCAAAACGGUGGCGACGCGCCGGAGCAAGACUCCGAUGCCGACUCCGACGGCGACGAGCGGCCCGCCAAGAAGCGCAAGACCGCCAAAGACCUCAAACACGACCGCAUCGCCGCCAAGCGGCAGGCGCGCGCCGAGCUGGCCAAGAUCGAGGCGCUGGUCGACACCAAGAUGGAGCUCGAAAACCCUCGCGCCCUGCAGGAGCAGCAGGCCAAGUCCAAGUCCGCCGCCGCCGCCAUGCCGGCCUUCCGCUACCGCGAGACGUCGCCCAACUCGUUCGGCCUCACGGCCCGCGACAUCCUGCUGGCGCCGUCGGACGCCGCGCUCAACCAGUUCGCGGGGCUCAAGAAGCUGGCCACCUUCCGCGACGCCGAGAAGAAGCGCAGGGACAAGAAGCGCCUGGGCAAGAAGGCCCGCCUGAGGCAGUGGCGCCGCGAGACGUUCGGGCGCGAGUACGAGCAUUCCGGGCCGACGUAUGGGUUCGAGGCGUUGGUGGGCGAGCACGCCAAGGGGGGCGCUGCCGGCGGUGGUGGCAGUGCUACUGGGGCAAAUGCGGCGAGGAAGGCGCCGAAAGCGAAGGCUAAGCUGGAGAAUGGCGGAGUUCCGGAGAGUGGGAUCAUCGAGGGCGAGAGGAAGAAGAAGAGGAAGAGGAGCAAGAACAAGGGGAAGAAGGCGGUCGACGCCGAGGCGUAGAGACUUGUGUUUGGUUGACGGCGUCCGGGGCGUUGCAACUGCAUUAUCUAUCAUCUAUCUGUAUAUGGGGUUCAUUUCUUGUUUUAAGGUCCAUUCGACUGCUGUACUCAGUAUAUUUGAUCCAAUCG